CUCAACCUGCGGCCCGCGGGCCGCAUGUGGCCCGCCGGGCCUUUAUCAGUGGCCCGCGUACACUCAGAGAUAAUUGUAUACUAUUUUGAAUUUCGCGCCCAUUCGCGACGCGUCGGCGAAAUAGUGCACGAGCAGCAGAGAAAAACAAUAGGUAACUAGAUAGCCGGCCGCGGUCGGCGGUGCGUUCCAUCCAGUGAGUGUUUGGCAGAAAGGGAGGUCCGCGAGCGGGAAUCCCUCUUCUACGUGAGCGCGUGUCGUUCUGUUUGCCGGUUGCAACUUGUUUUGAGUUUGACUUAUUGAAGUUGUUCAGUGUUUCGUUAUUGUUUUAAUUUAAAAACAAUGUCAGGAGUAUCUUCUAAGUAUAAACGAAAGAUAUCUGAUGAAAAUAGAUUGUUUCAAGAUGAGUGGGAAACUGAAUAUUUUGUUGUGCCUAACAAAAACAGUGCAGCUACUUGUUUGAUAUGUCGUGAAAGUAUUACAUUGAAGAAAUACAAUAUUUCUCGUCAUUUUACUACAAAACAUAAUUCGUUCAACGACACGUUUCCUCCUGGAUCGUCUUUAAGAAAUGAAAAAUUGCAGUUUUUUAAGAGAUCAUUAAAUCAACAACAGAAUGUUAUGUCUGUUGCAUUGUCACAAGACUCCGCGGUAACUAAGGCAUCAUACGAAAUUUGUUACAUUCUUGAUGGCUGUCCUUCAAUGACUGGGUCCGAAAAUGGAUUUAUUGCGUUGUUUAAGAAAAAAUAUAAUUUAACUAAUUUAGUGACAUUUCACUGCUUUAUCCAUCAAGAAAACUUGAUCGCGCGUGCUGUGAAUCCCGAUUUAGAAGCAGUAAUGAAGACAGUAAUCAAUAUUGUCAAUUAUAUACGAGCAAAAGAAUUGAACCACAGAAAAUUUACAAGUCUUUUGGAAGAAUUAAAAAGCGAGUAUAGCGACGUCCUUUUACAUACCUCGGUGCGAUGGCUUAGUAGAGGAAAAGUUUUGGAAAGGUUUUUUUCUUUACGCCAUGAAAUAAUGCUUUUUUUAGACCAAAAUAAUAAAAUUUACCCUGAAUUACAACAGGAUGAAUGGUGGUGUCUUUUAGCUUUUCUUUGUGAUAUCACAGAAAAAUUAAAUAAUGUGAAUCAGAGUUUGCAAGGUAAGGAUAAGAUAGUCUCCAAUAUGGCCAAUACAGUAUUUGCUUUUGAAGAAAAGAUAAGUAUUUUUUAUAAAGAAUUACAGAACAAAAAUCUGCAAAAUUUUUCCACUAUGUUAAAGACCACAGAAGACCUUUCCAACAUUUCUGAGAAAAACUGUGUUAUAUUUUUGGAUUAUAUAACUGCACUGUUAAACGAGUUCCAAAAAAGAUUUCAGGAUCUAAGAAAAAUAAGAAAAUGUUUGUUACUGGUAGAAAAUCCAUGGCAUUUAGAAACAACAACUAUUGGUGAGUUGGCUUCAGUUUUAAACUGUAAUUAUUCACAGUUGUUUGAUGAAUUCAUCGAUUUUAAAAAUGACACCAACCUAGAAGUUCUGUUUAAAGAAAAAAGGGAAAACAAAGAAUAUGUAGAAUUUUGGAGCAUUGUUCCCCAAAAAUAUAAAAUGGUUCAGAGAAGUGCCCAAACCUUAUUAACAUUUUUUGGGUCUACGUACCUGUGUGAGUCGUCAUUCUCAAAAAUGAAAUACAUAAAGAACUUGUAUAGGAACAAACUUACAGAUUCUCACCUGGAUGAUGUAAUAAGGUUAGCGUGCAGCGACAAGCCAGAUCUGGACAAAGUAAUGAAAAAGCGUUCACAGUUUCAAACAUCACAUUGAAUGAUUUACAUCUGUUAUUACUAUUUUUCAAAAUUUUAGUUUCUGUCUUAUCGUUAUCUUGGCUAAUAUUUUUAAUUUUAUUGUAACUACCUUCACUUUCUCGACCAUUAAAGUAAUUUUGGAAAACUAAUUCUUUUUACUCCUAAAUUAUUUCUGCUUGCGGCCCGCGACAUCAUGACUAAACCGUGUUUGUGGCCCGUAUAAAA
This is a messenger RNA of Ostrinia furnacalis (Asian corn borer), 1994 nucleotides long. Its product is annotated as general transcription factor II-I repeat domain-containing protein 2-like. The record is from RefSeq and is a predicted model, not a curated record. Bases 340 to 1788 code for a protein of 482 amino acids. The transcript has 2 exons. Gene Ontology annotation, molecular function: protein dimerization activity. NCBI's taxonomy places the organism in Eukaryota, Metazoa, Arthropoda, Insecta, Lepidoptera, Crambidae.